Molecule: messenger RNA, 2484 nt
Organism: Amaranthus tricolor (Joseph's coat)
Lineage: Eukaryota; Viridiplantae; Streptophyta; Magnoliopsida; Caryophyllales; Amaranthaceae
Product: glucosidase 2 subunit beta-like
Exons: 15
Coding region: 325-2097 (590 amino acids)
Biological process (GO): N-glycan processing
Cellular component (GO): glucosidase II complex
Source: RefSeq, a predicted model, not a curated record
AAAAAAAAUAAAAAACAUUUUCCUUUCAAUUAAUAAAUAAAUAAUACAUUGAACGACGCGGCUGUGCUAACUCUCCUGCAGUUCUGCACUAGCUCUCUCUAACUACGCCUGGAACUUCACAGGUUCUCUUCUCUCUUCGUCUUCUCCACCCACGGCAAACAUCAAAUUCCCUGCAAUUAUUUCUUCAUUUCUUGAUUCCCCGGCUGAAGAUCUCCCAGAAUUAUUUCAUACAAUCUAAAACCCAUUAAAAUUCACCAUUAAAUUUGGGAUUAAGAUUUCACAUUACAGGGAUUUACAGUUUCCCAUUGUUUUGGGCGGUCGAAGAUGAAUUUAAAAUUAAUUCAUUUAAUUUUGUUUUUAACCAUUGUAGCUCCUUCUAUUGUCAGAUCAAGUUCUAUUCUUGGCAUCUCUCCCCAAGAUGAGAAGUAUUACAGCACAGCCUCAGAAAUCAUUAAAUGUAAAGAUGGAUCCAAGAAAAUCAAUCGAAGUCAGCUUAAUGACGAUUUUUGUGAUUGCCCAGAUGGUUCAGACGAACCAGGAACAUCUGCAUGUCCAAAUGCUAGAUUCUACUGUCGGAAUUUGGGGCAUAUGCCCCUUAUAUUAUUCUCUUCAAGAGUGAAUGAUGGUAUCUGUGAUUGUUGCGAUGGAAGUGAUGAGUAUGAUGGCCAAGUUAAGUGCCAAAAUACUUGUUGGGAAGCGGGGAAAGCAGCUAGGGAUAAGUUGAAGAAGAAGAUUGCAACGUAUCAAGAGGGGGUGGCUUUGCGGAGAAAGGAAGUUGAGCAAGCAAAGGUAGCAUUUGCCAAAGAUGAGGAUGAAUUGUCUAAGCUGAAGAGUGAUGAGAAAGUAUUGAAGAGUUUAGUUCAACAGCUCAAGGAUCGUAAGGAACAGAUAGAGAAAGCAGAGGAGAAGGAACGUUUAGAGAAGGAAAAAGAAGAGAACCUCAAGAAGGAAUUGGAAAAAGAUUCUUCACGGGAGAAAGCACAAGAUGAGGAGAAAGCUGAUAAUGGGAAAGAAUAUGAUGAUAUUACACACGACGAUGUCAUAGACAAUCUUGAUGAUUACUUAAAAAAGGAAAACAGUGAGGAACCUGCAAAAGAGAAUGAUGAGGAGCUUACUGCUGUAUCUGAGUCUGGCUCUGACCAUGAAGAAAAGCACAAGUCAACGGGAUCGGAUAAUCCAGAAGGUUUGUCUAAGGAAGAACUGGGUCGUCUAGUUGCUUCUCGUUGGACAGGGGAAAAAACUGAUUCCAAGCCUGAAGUUUCAGAUGACGUGAAAGAUAUUGACCACACAGGCGAAAUAUCUAAAGAUGGCAAUGAAGAAGAUUCUGAUGGAUAUGCUUCUGAAUUCGAUGGGGAUGACGAGUAUGACAAAAAUGAUUCAAACAAUCUCAAUUAUGAUGAUAAUGAUGAUGAUCACUCAGAUGAUGAAUAUACUCCAGAGGAUCAUGAGGAUUCAAGUUCAUCCAGGCCUGACUCUGACGAUGAAUCAGUCAAGUUGGAUACUACAACUUCGAGUAACCCAUCAUGGCUAGGGAAAAUACAAAGAACUAUGAAAAGCAUCCUGCAUGCUGUUAAUUUGUUUCAGACUCCACUCAACAUUACAGAUGCUGCUCAAGUUCGAAAGGAAUAUGGUGAUUCAAAUGCCAAAUUAUCUAAUAUACAAUCAAGAAUUUCUAGUUUAUCGGUAAAAUUGAAACAAGACUUUGGACCACAAAAGGAAUUUUAUUUACUUUAUGAUCGUUGUUUCGAGACCAAACAGAACAAGUACACUUACAAGGUCUGCCCAUAUAAGAAGGCUACCCAGGAGGAGGGACACAUGACAACACGUUUAGGGCUGUGGGAAAAAUUUGAGGACAAAUACAAAACCAUGCUCUUUGCAAAUGGUGAUAAAUGCUGGAACGGACCUGAUAGGAGUUUAAAGGUCAAGCUCAGAUGUGGUUUGAAGAAUGAGGUUACUGAUGUAGAUGAGCCAAGCCGCUGCGAGUAUGUUGCUUUGUUAUCAACCCCAAGUGUCUGUUUGGAAGAUAAACUCAAGGAGCUGCAGGAUAAGUUGGAUGCCUUAAACCGUGAGCAACCACCCGGUCACGAUGAGCUCUAAUGUCCAUAAAGUUAUACAGAAAAACUAGGUUGUAAUAAUCCAAACAUGAUGGGCUCCCCUCUUGCUGGAAGCUAAGGAAGUUGCCUGGCGCAGGAGCUUGUUGUUUCUGAGCAGUUUUUUGCAGCGAAUAGUUCUACUAUACAAUUUGUAGGCGCUCAGAUGUUAUCGACAAUAGGUCAGAGUCAGGAUCAGCAAAUUUUGAUCCUGAUAGUGAUAACAGUGUUCACUUCAACAAUCGAAAGCAUAAUUUAUUGUAAUAGAGUAUGAUGUUUUUGGUCAGUCAUUGACAUAAUUAUGGAGCUGUAAGCCUGUAACAUUCUUAUUGUAAUUGGCAUAUUUGGUCUUCAGUGAGUGUAAACGUCACGCAUAUACUAUCUUCGGUUUGGA